GUAUAAAGACGUAUAAAAGCAAAUGUACUUGAAGUGGAUGCAUCUUAUAAAACUGCGCAAAACUAUAUGGAAUGAUUCUGAAGAGUCUGUUCAACUGGACAAGGACGUUCAUUUAAGUUCAUCUGGGUCAGCAAUGCAUAACACAACUUCUUUCAACUUGUUCAUCAAAGUCGCGUGGAAGCGUCGUUGAGCACUACGCAUGCGUAGCACACACAAUCCCGACACAGAUAGAAGUGAAAUAUCCACGUGCAGUAGAGAUCAGCAGGUAGGUGACUGAUUUGCCCUUGUCAAAAUGAACCGCGCCUUCAUUUCCCCAAUGGUGAGGCCAAACCUUCCUCUUCGAAGACCCGCUACUAAUCCUGGCGUGAUCUCUCCAUCUUGUUCCUCGCCAGUUGUAGCUGAGCAAAUCAGUUAUCAGGCACCUGAGCAACCUACACCAGAGGUCAAAGGACCCAUAAACAGGCAGUCAAGCAGACCUGUGUGUGCCAUGGACCUCUCCUCGACGAUGCUUGCCGUGCCUGGAUCAGCCACAGUGAAAUUGUGUAAUUAUUGUGGACAAGAAGGUCAGCUAAGAUGCUCUGGCUGUAAGAAGACCAACUACUGCUCUGUGUCGUGUCAGUCAGAGGAUUGGCCUGCCCAUAGACACGUCUGCAAGACUACUGCUGCAGACGUUGACCAAAGUGAGAAGCCAAAGGAAAGCCCAGCCAUGUCUGCUACCACUGGAGCUACUGUUGCAGAACCCAAGCCACAGGGGAAUGGUACGGAUGCCCCUCAGACCAAGAGGGUGUACGUACAGGACCUAAGCAAGAAUGACAUUCCCAAAGGAACUGAGAUUAAGGCCUUAGUGGUUGAUGUGCAAAGCCCCAGCAAGUUCUUCAUCCAUAUCCAUAGCGCAACGGUAGAGGAGUCUCUGAGAAAGAUCUCCAUGGAACUGCAGAACACCUGUGGUGGCUCAUCUGCCAGCCCCUACAGCCCUGACGUUGGGGAGAUUUGUGCUAUCAAGUUCUCUCAGGACCAGCACUGGUAUCGAGGUCUGGUGCAGACAGUCAGUGGAGAUCAGCAGAAUGCCAGAGUUCUCUACAUCGACUUUGGGAACGAAGAGGACGUCCCAUUCGACCGGAUCAGGCCUCUUCCAGACAGCAUUGACCGCACUGCUCCAAACGCGCUGCAGUGUCGCGUGGCCGGAGUGGCGGCCGCAGCGGGCGGCUGGAAGGAGGAGUGCAACAUCUUCCUCAGGCAGCUUCUCUAUGGGAAGAGUGCAGCCAUCCACGUGCUCAGCGUCACUGGGGAUGCUCAAAGACUCUACUCCGUAGAUAUGAAAGUGGCCUCCACUGAUAAGAUGCUGAGUAGCUUCCUCCUGGAGCAGGGCUACGCAGUGAAAAUCUCCCCAACCACUGAGCAGGAGAUUGACUCAAUGCUAAAUGCAUCUGUGGAGAAGUACCUUUGCCAGGUUGAUGCCCCAAGCAACAGUGCGGAAGCCCAGCACCCUUUCCUCCAGUUCCAGGAAGUGGGCGACUCUUUCACAGGAGUGGUCACCUACCUGCUCUCACCCGCUGACAUUGUGUGCCAGGUGGUGCAGAAUUCCCGUGUGAUCCAGGAGCUGCAGGUGAAGCUGAAGGAGCACUGCUCCCGCCUUCAGCCCAGCGACAGCUUCAAACCCAGCCUAGGGACUAUCUGUUGCGCCCUCUUCUCUGAGGAUAAAGAGUGGUACCGGGCGAAGGUGCUGAACUACACCUCAGAGACUCUCGCUUCCGUGAGCCUCAUUGACUACGGUAAUGUGGAGGAGGUGGAGCUGACUCACUUGUUGCCCAUCAGCGUUGAGCUGCUAGCGUUAGCCGCACAGGGCAUCCCCUGCAGCCUGGCAGGCAUCCUAGCCCCUGAGGGGAGCUGGCCCGAGCAGGCCGCCUUGAUACUGAAGAGGCUCGUGUCCAACCGCUUCCUGCGCGUGGAGGUCCGUGGCCGGCAGGCUGACCGCAUCCAGGUGGCCAUGGUGGACGAGUCCAGUGACCCCCAGACCGACAUGAGCGAGCUGCUGGUGUCCAUGGGCUAUGCGCUGGCAGAGCCCAAAGCUGCCCCAGCAGAAGCCCUGCAGCUGCAGACCACCCCCCAACCCAAGACGGGGGCUGGCCCAGGGGCUAUACCUAAAACCCCUGUAAUGAACGCCCCCAAGGCUCCGAAGCUGGAGUGGUCAUGCUCUGAGCUCCCGUGUGACGGCCAGUUGGCGGUCAUGGUGGCCAGUGUUAUCGAUAACCCGGGGGAGUUCUAUUGCUACCGCUACAUACCCGAAGACCUGCAGGCUCUGGCACAACUGUCCGCUGAGCUGCUGAAGCACUGUGAGGGAGAUGCUGCUCCCCUCAGCCCUGUGGUGGGAGAGCCCUGCUGUGCACUCUUCUCUGACGGCAGCUGGUACCGGGCCAUGGUGCAGAGCGUGGGGGCUGAUGGGAAGGUGCAGGUGUAUUUCGUGGACUACGGGAACAACUGCACGGUGGAGGCGACUCACCUGAGGACCAUGGAGCAGCGGCUGCUCACCCUUCCCUUCCUGGCCAUUCGCUGCUGGCUGGCAGGUGUGGAGCCAGUUGGUGGUCAGUGGGCCCAGGCUGCCAUUCAGAGAAUGCAGGAGCUGUGUGCUGGCCAGUACCUGACUGGACGCGUGGUCUCCAUCACUGAGCGUGGCUACGGCAUCGAGCUCCAGUCCGACAGCCACAACAUCGCCGCAACACUUCUCUCCGAGCAGCUGGCCAAACAGCCCAAUGUUAACCAGACAUCUUGCCCAUGCCCUCCCAACUCAGCCAAUCAGAGCCAACCUCCUGCCCCUCACACUCCUGUUGCAGCCGAUCAGAGCCAGGCCCCUGCCCCCAGCGCUGUCAGUUCCUCCAAUCAGAGCCAGGGCCCAGCAACAUGCCCUCCCAGUCAGAGCCAGGUUGUAACCAAUGCCACAAGUCAACCUCAGGCUUCUGUCUCUCAUCCUCCUGUAGCCACCAAUCAGAGCCAGGCUCCUGGUGCACGCCCCUCUGGUACCACCAGUCAGAGCCAAGCUCCCAGCACACACCCUUCUGCAGCUACCAAUCACAGAGAGGCACCAGCUGUGGCUCCACCAUUAAAAACUCCCACUGUGGACCAGAGCCCAGCAUCACCGCCUACUGCAACGUUCCCGCUGGACUGGAAGACUGAGGAGCUGCCUCGGAACCAGGCCUUCACACCGCGCGUGGCAGCAGCCAUCAGCCCCGCCCUCUUCUUCAUCAUGAGCUCCACUGAAGUUACCUCAGAUAAGUUCCAGUCCCUGAUCAUGGAGGUGGAGAAGUACUGUGGGCAGGCCUCCCCUAGCCAGACCAAACCUCAGCCUGGCGCUGCAUGCUGUGCCCAGUUCUCCGGAGAUAAGAAGUGGUACCGGGCUGUCGUUCUGGACAUUAACAGCUCCAAGGCCAGCGUGAUCUACGCCGAUUUUGGGAACGCGGAGGAGGUUCCGCUCUCCCACAUCCUGCCCAUCCCCAGAGAAUUCCUCCAGAUUCCCCUCAGGAUCGUGCGGUGCACCCUCACUGGUAAGGAGCGCUUCCCCUCUGUGUGGCCUGAAGGCUCCAUGGAGCUCUUUGGGACACUGCUCAGCGGCAAACUCCAGGCCACCGCUCAGGCCUUCGACGGCACCGUCAACCUGCUGGACAUUACCCAUCAGGCCAAGGGGCCUAUCAGUCCACUCCUGCUGAAGAGCCUCCAGGGCCCCCAGGCUGCAGCCAGCGCACCGCAGGCCCCUGAGAGUGGCCCGAAGAAGGUGCCGGAAGCCAAAGAAGUGCUAGGCAGCACCGGCUCAGUCCCUAAUGAUGUUGCUCACAAAGCAUGCUGCUGCAGCGAACUGAAGAACAAGAUGGAGAAGCUUGAAGACCUUAUUGUACAUCUUAUGCAGCAGAUAAACGGAUGGCAGAAUUCUGUGGUGCGCUGAGUUUAAAAAGCCUGUCUUUUAUUUUAAUGUUUUAUUGUUUAUGUUAAAAAAAUUAUGUUGCCCAAGCAAAGAUGACAGGGGCCAUAUAUGUGUGUAUUGACAUUCUAUUUUAUGUUUUUAUUAUUUUAAACAACAUACUCGUUCAUGGGAUACUUGCUGGAAUUGGUAGUUGUCUUGGUCCAGUUACUUUGUUCAUGUUCUGUUCAAAGUACAGUAAAACCAAAAAAGUUCAGUUUGUGUAGUACGUUGACUUGACUUGAUGCACUUGCAUUCCGUGGAUGUAGAUCAUGAACCUUUUCAGGAUUUCCUUGCUUUUCACUGAGCAGAAAACAUUAACUGUUCUUGUUUGGCGUAAAUCAAGUUAGCACCAUUUGUUCUGUUUUCAAAAUCCGUUUGUCCAAAAUUAACACAGUUGUUGAACAUUGUGCCCUCUUGAAAUAAAAACCCUUCGGGUUGUCAUGAAA
Molecule: messenger RNA, 4398 nt
Organism: Alosa alosa (allis shad)
Lineage: Eukaryota; Metazoa; Chordata; Actinopteri; Clupeiformes; Clupeidae
Gene: tdrd1
Product: tudor domain containing 1
Exons: 27
Coding region: 293-3934 (1213 amino acids)
Source: RefSeq, a predicted model, not a curated record